AUGAUUAACAAUAAACUGAUCGCAAAAAGCCCAAGAUAGGAACCACAGUAAUAAUUAUAUUGUUACAAUUAGAAUUAUUCCUCAAAUAAAAGCUGGAAGCCUUCGAAGAAUACUUUUUUCAUUGUUUUAUUUGACAGUUACGAUGACUAAGCAUUAAUUUAUUUAGGGGUCCUGA
Paramecium pentaurelia is the source of this 175-nucleotide messenger RNA. Lineage: Eukaryota; Ciliophora; Oligohymenophorea; Peniculida; Parameciidae. The record is from the annotation of a GenBank genome assembly.